AUGUCUACGGAAGUCAAGACUGAUGAUGCCCCCAAUAUCACCCACGAUGAAGUGGCUCACGACCGUGAAGUACAAGGCUGGGUGGGUCUAGCCGAAGAUGCUCGGAAUGCGACGAUCGACGAGCACAAUUUGACCUUUGUUCAAGCCGUCAAGUUGUAUCCGAAAGCAUGUAUGUGGACCAUGGUCGUUUCGCUUGUGGUGAUUCUGGAUGGAUACGAUACCGCCCUUAUUGGCUCUCUGUUUGGUUUCCCGGCCUUUCAAAAGCAAUUCGGCCAUGAGACAAAAACCCCGGGCGCCUAUCAACUAGAGCCCAAAUGGCAAACUGCCCUCGGUCUCGCCAGCCCAUUGGGAAACAUCGUCGGAAUUUAUAUCAACGCGUUCCUCACUGAACGAUGGGGUCACAAGAAGACCUGUCUCGGCACGUUGGGCUUCUUGGUUGCCGUCCUAUUCAUGCCCUUCUUCUCGAAACGUGUUGAAGUCCUCUUUGUUGGAGAGCUUCUUUGCGGUCUGGCAUGGGGUGUUUUCACCACCCUGGCCCCUGCUUAUGCCUCCGAGGUCGCACCCGUUGUGCUUCGCUCUUACCUCGAAACCUACGUCGUUCUCUGUUGGGGUAUUGGUCAAUUCGUCGCCACCGGUAUCUUGGACAGCUUGGAUAAACACACUGGAAUGUGGGCCUGGCGGAUCCCGCUUGCUGUGCAGUGGGUUUGGCCAGUGCUGAUUGUUCCGGUGCUUAUAUUUGCUCCCGAGUCUCCUUGGUGGCUUGUCCGCAAGGGUCGCAUGCAGGAAGCCGAGAAGUCCAUGAAACGUCUCACCUCUUCCCCGGAUCCGGACCAUGCCAGAAAGUCCAUUGCUCUCAUGGUUCAAACUACCGAGUUGGAGAAGGUCAUGACCGAGGGUGCGUCAUUUGUCGAUUGCUUCCGUGGCUCCAACGCCUGGCGUACGGAGAUUGGUUGCGUUGUCUGGACAUCUCAAGUAUUGUGCGGCUUUGCCAUCACCUCUUACGCGACCUAUUUCUAUGAGCAAGCUGGUCUGUCUUCCUCAAACGCAUACAAAAUGUCGGUCGGCCAGUCUGGCCUUCACUUCUUGUGUACAUUGCUCUCGGUCUUUGUCACCGGUAACUUCGGUCGUCGUCCUGUGCUUUUCGUCGGGUACAGUGGUAUGUGUAUGUCUAUGCUCCUCAUUGGCAUCAUGUCCUGCGUGAAACAGACCACUGGGCUUGGAUAUGGAGAGUCAGCCAUGUACCUCCUCUGGUACGUCUUCUACGAGUUGACCAUCGGUCCGAUCGCUUUUAUCAUUGUUGGCGAAAUCUCCUCUACUCGUCUCCGCUCAAAGAGUAUCUCUCUUGCCCGUAACGCCUACAACGUUGCCAAUGUGUUCAGCUCGACUGUGGCUCCUUAUACGCUGAACCCAACGGCAGGUGACUGGAAAGGUAAGACCGCGUUCCUGGCGGCCGGAUUCACUAUGUUCAUUAUUGUAUGGGCGUAUUUCCGUCUGCCCGAGUCGCGUGGCCGCACCUACGAGGAACUUGAUAUUUUGUUCUCGAGGGAUCUGAAAGCGUGGGAAUUUGCAGAUGCGGAGAUUGAUGAGGAUGCCUCGGAGAUUAUUGCCAAACAGGGAUGA
This is a messenger RNA of Penicillium verhagenii, 1620 nucleotides long. RefSeq lists its product as uncharacterized. Gene Ontology annotation, molecular function: carbohydrate:proton symporter activity. Bases 1 to 1620 code for a protein of 539 amino acids. The record is from RefSeq and is a predicted model, not a curated record. NCBI's taxonomy places the organism in Eukaryota, Fungi, Ascomycota, Eurotiomycetes, Eurotiales, Aspergillaceae. The transcript has a single exon. Gene Ontology annotation, biological process: carbohydrate transport; transmembrane transport. Gene Ontology annotation, cellular component: membrane.